Gigantopelta aegis is the source of this 3757-nucleotide messenger RNA. Its product is annotated as monocarboxylate transporter 14-like. Gene Ontology annotation, biological process: monocarboxylic acid transport; transmembrane transport. The coding region runs from base 175 to 1653 and encodes 492 amino acids. The record is from RefSeq and is a predicted model, not a curated record. Lineage: Eukaryota; Metazoa; Mollusca; Gastropoda; Neomphalida; Peltospiridae. The transcript is spliced from 5 exons. Gene Ontology annotation, molecular function: monocarboxylic acid transmembrane transporter activity.
CGGAUCGAGAACUGGCUUGGAGGCGGGGCAAGGGGAAAUGGCAGCUAUGCGACCGCUAUGCCUACGGGACGUCGUUAUGAACAGUGUCAGAUGCAGUUUACAACACACACCAGUAUUGCAGUAGAUGAUCUGUCGCUAUAUCGAUGAGAAAACCAUGUCGUCCUAACCAUCAGAAUGCAUGCUGUGAACGGAGUGACGGGUUUCGUCAUCAUCGUCUCGUCAUUCAUGAUUCAAGUGAUCUCGUUCGGUAUAAGUUCGUCGAUUGGCAUCUACAACAUGGAGUACCUCGACUACUUCACCAACGACGCCAUCGCCGUGUCACUCGUAUCAGCCAUCAACAUCGGUUUUUUCCAGGCCGCAGGGCCACUCGUCAGUUUCCUGAUGACUGUGAUAGAACAUAGAACCAUCGUUCUGAUUGGUUCUCUUCUUGGUUUCAUUGGACUUGUCGUGAUUCCAUGGUUACCAACUUUGGAGUAUUUGUACAUUUUCCAAGGAGCACUAACAGGAAUUGGUUACUGCUUCGUAUUCGUCCCGUCUCAGGUCCUCAGUGGUCUCUAUUUUGACAAGGGGCGGAGUCUAGCGACAGGAAUCGUUACUAGUGGAUCAGGUCUAGGGACGGCUAUUUUUCCCAUUCUUGCUGGAAAUCUCAUCAGAUUAUAUUCCUGGAAAGGAUCAAUUUUAAUUUUUUCUGGAAUCAGUUUAAAUCUGUUUGUCUUCGGAGGUCUUCUCCGACCUCUGCCGGAAGUGUCAAAGGCACAGAUAGAAGUUGAAGAGAAGAUUAGUGCUCUGUCCACAAAAGCCCUGAAGAAACCUCUGAAAAACUUUAGAGUCUUUACGAGUUUUUGUUUUGACGUGUUCUUCAUCAACAACAUUUGCUACAACCUGUGUGCCUGUAUUCUUCUUUCAUUUGGACCAGAGUUUUUCACCACCAAAGGCCUUACUAAUAUAGAUGCAGCUUUCCAGCUGACAAUUGCUGGAAUCACAACAUUUAUUGGGGCCAUCAUUGGUGGAAUCGUUGGAAACAUACAGUCAUUCAAUCGCUUUGGAAUGUACAUGACAUCUAACAUCUUGGAAGGAAUUGCAGUGAUGCUUUUCCCACUGGUUCAUGGAUUUGGUGCUAUAUCUACUAUUGCAGCCAUCUUUGGUUUGUUCUUUGGCAUCUGCCUGGGUCUUCUCGUCAUGGUAACUAUAGACAUUCUUGGAGCUGAAAGUAUGGGAGAUGGCAUUGGGUAUCUGAUGCUAGCUAAUGGAAUUGGAGCUUUUUUAGGACCAGUUUUGGCAGGGACUUUGAAGGAGAUGACUGGGGACUAUUUGUCUUCGUUCUACGUUGCUGGAGGUGUUUCUAUCUGUGGUGGAGUCCUCAUGCUUCUCAUCCCACUGAAGAUCGUGCUGGCCAGGUGGUACGACACCGUCUGGAACAUCACCAGCCCCCCAGAUGAACUUCCUUUCAAGAAGGGACAGAAGAGUGAAGAUUAUAAUAAGCAAAACAGGUCUCACAAAGGUGAGAGUUUGAAAAAAGGAGAAGAAAAUUUGAGUUAUGAGAAUCUGACAUUUCCAGCUGAAGAAGUAGAGGAUGAGGCUUAUGUUAAACUUACAGUGAAAUCUGACAGUCCUAACCUUGAGGCUGAAGUACAUGAAUCUACUCGACUUUAAACCCAUACCCAGUCCCAGCCACUUGAUGUAAAAAGAAAAGGAAAAGUGUUUUUGAAAUACUGGGGUUUCUUCUUGUUUGUUUUGUCCUCCUAUAGAUGAGGCACUAGCUAGAGAUUCACUGUUUUACCAAAUGUCCAUUCGACCCUACAUUGUGCAGAGACAUGGCCCUGAUUACAUAAUAUUAUUAUGGUUUUCUCGUUCAGAUUUAUUAUUAUUAUUAUCAUUAUGAUGAUUAUGAUGAUGAUUAUUAGUAUUAUUAUUGUUUUUUAAUUUAUUACCGCAGAUAAAACAGAAAAUGUUCAGUGCAACAAUAAAUUUCUGUUUUUAUUUUUAAUUGGAAUUUGCAGGACUUGCCUUGUCCAUUGCCAAAUCAGCCAUUGAUUGCUCAUUUUUAUACAAAGAGGCUACAACAUUUAGUCAUUGGCUAAUAAAAGUUUCCAUAAAUCAACCACAUUUUAAUAAUUUUCAAGCAAAUACCUUACAUAAUUAAAUAUUAGCUAAACCAAAAUGUGUUCCAGUGUGAGCCCAGAAUUUGUAAAAACAUUGCUAAAGAUAUAAAUAGAGCAACAAAAUUUGCCCACAGAUACAAAUGGUAUCUGCUCAAUGAGGAUGGAAUGACAUUUUAUUUUUUAUUGGCUAAUUCUACUAAACUCUAUAAUAUUAUAUUCAUUUUGUUAUUUAUAGUUUUAAAAAGCAGUCAAUACAAUAAAAUUUCAUUCUUCAAGAAGCAGAUGGUAUCCUACCAUAAGUGUUGCUAUUUUAUUUAUAUCUUGACUAAUAUUUUCAUAAAACUACACAAAUGUCAUAAAAUGUUCCUUCCCAAAACACUUUUCAUUUUAUUUAUACCGGUACAUCAAGUGAAACUGAAAAUAGUAUUGACAAGAAAACCAUACUUUUAGUGGAGACUGGAACAGGGUGUAAAUAAAGCAUUUGUGAUUCUACAGCUAGCACUGUACUUGCAAAACUUUAACGUCUAAACUCAGGGCUUUAAUUCUUUUGCUUUGAGGGGCUGGAUUUAGCUCUUUAUAAUGUGACUAGAAACAUACACUAGGUGUACAUGCCUCAUCAGUUAAUGUGACUAGAAACAUACACUAGGUGGACAUGCCUCAUCAGUUAAUGUGACUAGAAACAUACACUAGGUGGACAUGCCUCAUCAGUUAAUGUGACUAGAAACAUACACUAGGUGGACAUGCCUCAUCAGUUAAUGUGACUAGAAACAUAUACUAGGUGGACAUGCCUCAUCAGUUAAUGUGACUAGAAACAUACACUAGGUGUACAUGCCUCAUCAGUUAAUGUGACUAGAAACAUACACUAUUGUCCGAACCAAAUUGUUAACAAUCAAAUCUUGAUAAGAAAUGGCAUACAACUGCUAUGUAGCUAGUUGUGUAUCAAAUCUUGAUAAGAAGUGGCAUACAACAGCUAUGCAGCUAGUUGUGUAUCAUAUCUUGAUAAGAAGUGGCAUACAACAGCUAUGCAGCUAGUUGUGUAUUAAAUCUUGAUAAGAAGUGGCAUACAGCAGCUAUGCAGCUAGUUGUGUAUCAAAUCUUGAUAAGAAGUGGCAUACAGCAGCUAUGCAGCUAGUUGUGUAUCAAAUCUUGAUAAGAAGUGGCAUACAGCAGCUAUGCAGCUAGUUGUGUAUCAAAUCUUGAUAAGAAGUGGCAUACAACAGCUAUGCAGCUAGUUGUGUAUCAAAUAUUGAUAAGAAGUGGCAUACAACAGCUAUGCAGCUAGUUGUGUAUUAAAUCUUGAUAAGAAGUGGCAUACAACAGCUAUGCAGCUAGUUGUGUAUCAUAUCUUGAUAAGAAGUGGCAUACAACAACUACUGUAUGUAGCUAGUUGAAUAAAGUACUUUUUGUGUAACACAUUUUAUGUAUAUAGUUUUAUGUAAUAUUGUUUGGGGUCAUUUAAUAAAUGAGAUAUCUGUGCUGCUGUGCUUAUAACAAUUUGAAAACUUGUUUUGGGCACAUUUGGUUAAUGGUAUAACACUCAUUGGGCACACAAACACACAACGUUGUUUACACAUUGUUCUGGUUGGGGUAGGAUCUACAUGUAGCUUGGUCGACAGAUGCUAUGGUUGUAGGAUCAAACCUUGAUGGACCUAUUC